Messenger RNA from Zingiber officinale, 2401 nucleotides. RefSeq names its product receptor-like protein EIX1. Gene Ontology annotation, cellular component: plasma membrane. Bases 79 to 2358 code for a protein of 759 amino acids. Gene Ontology annotation, molecular function: protein binding. NCBI's taxonomy places the organism in Eukaryota, Viridiplantae, Streptophyta, Magnoliopsida, Zingiberales, Zingiberaceae. The transcript has a single exon. The record is from RefSeq and is a predicted model, not a curated record.
UUCUCAAAGCUCGUUAUCUUACUGCUGAUCACCGGAGCCAUUUGCUGCCGCUGCUGCGUCGUCCCAUAUCGCAAAUUAAUGGUUUCUUGCAGUUUCUCAAAGCUCGUUAUCUUACUGCUGACCACCGGAGCCAUUUGCUGCCGCUGCUGCGUCGGCCAAGGCGGAGGCGAAGAGGGCACUUCAGUCGACUGCAUACAAAGCGAACGGAGAGCUCUGCUUGCUAUCACAUCCAACGUGUCCUCCAACGGCCUCUCCGGCGAAGGGUUCUCCUCCUGGACUGGUAAUGACUGCUGCCGCUGGACAGGAGUCACGUGCGACAACGCCACCGGCCAUAUCACCGGGCUUGAUCUGUAUUUCAGUUACCUCGUCGGACAGAUUCCGGAGAGCCUGGGGAACGGCCUCGCUCACUUGGUCUCCUUAAAUCUGUCGAACAACAACAUCACCGGAAGGAUUCCAGAGAGUUUGGGGAAGCUUGUCAGGCUGCAGGAGGUACGCUUGUCUGAUAACCAUAUUUCAGGACAGAUUCCAGAAACGAUUGGGAAUCUUCCAAACUUGAGAGUUUUGCAUUUAGAAGGCAACUCCAUUACAGGGCGGAUCCCAAGAACCCUGGGCGAUAUGUGCAACUUGACAGAAUUAGAUCUAUCCCAUAACAAAAUAGAUGGAGAGUUGACAGAUUUGCUAGAUGGUUUGUCUAGUUGUGCUCAGGGAACGCCUCUGUCAUCAUUGAAUGUUCAGGGCAACAACUUGAGCGGGAGCAUCCCCACAAGGCUUGGCAAAUUAUCUCAAAUACAGAAUUUAUACCUGUCGUCUAACUCAUUCCAAGGCGACAUCAACGAAACUCACUUUUCCAACCUCACCAAUUUGUACCUUUUGAAUAUCUCUUCCAACUCCUUGAAGGUGAUGCUGUCGAGUGAUUGGAUUCCCCCGUUUACUAAUGUCUUCUACAUUGAUAUGAGCUAUUGUCAUCUAGCUGCGUUUCCUAACUGGAUUCGGAACCAAACUACCUUGAGAUUCCUCUACUUGUCAAGCGUUGGACUGUCGGGAAAUCUUCCAGUUUGGUUUUCCGAUCUCGAGUUGGCCGCUGUUUUCUUGGAUUCCAACAACUUGACUGGUCCAUUACCUCAACUGGGGUCUAUAAUUAGCUGGAUCAAUCUUUCCAAUAACUCUUUUGUUGGCCCUAUACCACUGAGUGUUAACCAUGAGAGUUCCCUCUACUUUUUGUUGUUGUCGCAUAACAAGCUCAAUGGCCGUGUUCCUUCCUCCUUCUGCAAUCUGACUGCCCUCGAAGUUCUCGAUCUGUCUGAUAACAACUUGACUGGGGAAUUCCCCAAUUGCAGCAACUCAUCUCCCAACAAUCUGCUCUAUUUACACUUGAACAACAACAAACUCUCUGGGAGAUUUCCCUCUUUUCUGAGAAAUUGUGGAAUGUUAACUACAUUGGACAUGGGUCAGAAUAGAUUUUCUGGUGAAAUACCAACAUGGGUCGGAAGUAGCUUUGAAUUUCUGUCGAUCCUUCGUUUGAGCUCAAAUUCAUUCACUGGUGCCAUCCCAGUUAUAGCAGAUCAUGCUCUUCUUCGAGUUUUGGAUCUUUCAUCCAACAGUCUUUCAGGCGAAGUGCCGUCGUCUCUGAGGAACCUGACUUCUGUUAUUGUAAGAGCAAACACUGGCAACCUUUUUGCAUAUGAUGGUUAUCUAGAGAGUAUCUUGAUCACCACAAAAGGAACAACUAUUGAAUACACUACCAGUGUUCUCAGUUACGUAGCAAGCAUCGACCUGUCAAACAAUGAUCUUUCUGGUGAGAUCCCAAUUGAGCUCACAGACCUUCUAGGGUUGAAUUUCCUGAACUUGUCAAGGAAUCACAUAACAGGAAAGAUUCCAGAAAAGAUUGGCAGCCUGACACAACUGGAAUCACUUGACUUGUCCUGGAACAGUCUCACCGGAGAGAUUCCCUCUGGCAUAUCGGAGCUGCACUUCCUUAGCCACCUGAAUUUAUCUUACAACAACUUGUCAGGAAGAAUCCCAACUGGCACCCAAUUGUCCACCUUGAAUGACUCCUCAAUAUAUGCUGGUAACGGAGGCCUUUGCGGAAUGCCAUUGCCACGGUGCAGAGAUGUAAGCAGUGAAGCUCCAUCUGAUGCAGGAGACAAAGAAAAUGGUGACAAGAUUGAAAAAAUAUUCCAAAUCAUUAGCAUUAUCCUAGGGUUUGUGGUUGGUUUUUGGGCUUAUGUUGGCACAAUCUUCAUGAAGCAGAACUUAAGAGUUGCUCUUUUCCGAUCGAUCGACAGGAGCUCUGACUGGAUCUACGUGCAGUUGGCACUCAAGUAUGGAAGACUGAAGUUCAAAUGGCAAAGGACUUGAUUGUUUCAAGUCGUUGCCUGUGGCGUUCAUAAUUUAUCAUUUG